Molecule: messenger RNA, 4619 nt
Organism: Trematomus bernacchii (emerald rockcod)
Lineage: Eukaryota; Metazoa; Chordata; Actinopteri; Perciformes; Nototheniidae
Gene: foxn2a
Product: forkhead box N2a
Exons: 6
Coding region: 242-1474 (410 amino acids)
Biological process (GO): regulation of DNA-templated transcription
Cellular component (GO): nucleus
Molecular function (GO): cis-regulatory region sequence-specific DNA binding; DNA-binding transcription factor activity
Source: RefSeq, a predicted model, not a curated record
AGGGGAGAUAGGAGGGGAGGGGUUUUGAUUGGCUGAAGUGGGCCUUGUUGCCUUGACGACGGCGAGGGGUUUGGUAGCGUUGCCGUGCGCUGUCUGAUCUGCGCGCUGCGUGUAUGGAGGAAGCAGCUGCUGAUCUGAUCUCUGACAUUGUGUGAGACAGACAUCUGAAUAAACUGCGUACAGACGUGUCUUUAAACAUACCGCAACGAGGCACGCCGUGCAUGAUUACCUCUUUGAUUUAAUGGGUCCAAUCAUUGGGAUGUCACCAGAUAAGAAAACGGAAAUUCCGGGUAUGCAAGAGGAGCGGACGGGGCUCAGAGGCGUAUGUGGUGUGGGAACACUGCCCGAGGCGGAGUGUGCGUCCAGUCCGCUGGCCACCAACGUCGAUCGAACUGGGGGUACAGAGGAUGAGGAGCUCACCAACCUCAACUGGCUGCACGAGAACCUGCUGCAGAACUUCGCUCUGGGGGGGCCUGAAGCUCAGCCCAGCGGCAGUCCCCUCUUUGACAUAGAGGGAGACUACGGGCCCAACCAGGGGCCCUCGUCUUCCUCCUCAUCUUCGUCACACGGCAGAGGCAGGGAGCGAGACUCGUUGAAGUCCAAGCCCCCGUUCUCGUUUUCUCUCCUCAUCUACAUGGCCAUCGAGCAGUCUCCCAGCAAAUCUUUACCAGUUAAAGAAAUCUACGGAUGGAUUCUCGAGCACUUCCCUUAUUUCUCCAACGCUCCCACUGGCUGGAAGAACUCAGUUCGUCACAACUUGUCCCUGAACAAAUGCUUCCGCAAGGUCGAGAGGAGUUUGGGAAAGGCCAAUGGGAAAGGUUCUCUCUGGUGUGUUGACCCCGAGUACCGCCCCAACCUGAUCCAAGCCCUUAAGAAGCAGCACUUCCCUGCCGCACAUGCCUUCUGCACACCACCCGCCUCCCCACCCAGUGCCUCCUCACCCCCUCGCCAUCUCUUUCUACAAGGCUGCUCAUUCAAAGAAUCUGACAUUGAUGCUGCCACUGCCAUGAUGCUCUUAAACUCUGCCCCCGGGCACCACGUUGACCCAUGCAAUUCUGACGGCCCCCUGGACCUGUCCCGGCCCGACUCGGUCCUGGUGAGCAGUGACCCAAAGCAGGACCACAACUACAGCAGCGUGGCCCUGCAGCGCUGCUCCUCCCGCUCCUCCUCCUCGUCUCUCUCCUCCCUGGACGAAGGAGGCUGCGACCGCAGACAGUCGCACCGUGCAGGCAGCGAGGGCUUCCACAGCGACGAGGACUCCGACCUCUGGGAUGAGAGGGGCGUCCACCAAACCUCGAGACGUCCGCCGGCCAUCAAGUGGCCCGUCGGGAAGAGGGCGCGGCGCGAGGUAAAGCCGGAGCUGGACGAGGAGCUGAAGGAGGCCGCUGGCUCCUUGCUGCACCUCGCCGGUAUACGCAGCUGUGCGGAGGGAUCCAAACGCACUGUCAAGAGCACAAAACUUAACAGGAAAUGAAGAUUAUUUUUGCCCCCCCACCCCCCCCCCCCCCCCCCAUUAGACUCCGGACCCUGUGAACCCUAAUCUCUGACCCCUGAUCGUGUGUCCCAGUGUGCCUCCUUCUCCUUAUCUGAUCGUUCAUUGGCCAUUUUGAGCCUUUCUUUUUGUUCGGGAAUAUCCCUGUCCAACAAAACAAAUGGCAAUAGUAUCGUUCACACAGGAGAACAAAGCCAUAUAGAGACUUUUGUAACUCGGGGGGUGACUGCUGGGGUUGGUAUUCGGGCUGUGGAGAACCAUCAAGAAACCUAUCCAAAGUGACCUGCCUGCUUCUGUUGGAUUAGAAGAUUGUGAUUCAAGACUUUUUCUCGGAAUGACAAAGCGAGAAAAGCUGAAGGUUUUAUAACUCAAGGCGUUUGCAUGCUUCCUCCUCAAACCUGUAUCCUCUUCCAAGUGAAUCUAUUUAUGAAGCGAAUGAGUGCAUGUUUGUAACAGACAAAACCUAACCUCCUGGUGUUAUCAGCUUCUCCUUUUUGUGCUAAAGAAAAAAAAAAAUGCCACUGUUUUUUGAAAGGAAUCCUCUUGUAAGAGAGAUGCAAUAAUUAAUCCACAACCUUAACUUUAAUGACUUAAUUUCAUGGUGGCAUUUUUUCCGAGUUGAGUAUGCUAGUUAAACUUUACAAUUUAAGCGAAUGAAUGGAGUAGUACUAUAAUCUUGUUAUGCGAUAAACUUAUUACACACGAGCUCUAGCUCUAUUUCAGGAUAAGCAAGAUGUGGAAAUAGUAUUACUCUGCCACUGCCAAAUUUUGUUGCAAAGUUAGCUAUACUACUUCGCUCAGUUUUGUGCGGCCAUUACAGUGCUAUACAAAUGUUUUUUUUUCUCACAAAUCCGCUGCUCAUCCUGUCAAUCUACUUUCAUUCAUCAGUGUGUUUUUGACAUUUUGUGCAGACAUAUAUUCACAUGUUUAGUGACGGCCUAUGCAAAGUGAACACCUGCCACAUGUUGCCAGAUGUUCACUGUGUGUUCAUAGGUUAUCCUCCAUAGAUUCAUUUUUUUGUGUUUGUUUAUCAUAGUGCAUGUCGACUUCAGCCUAAUUCUGAGAUGAUGAUCACGACAGAAAUCUCUGUAAAGACAGAUCUCCUUGCUACUGCUGUAUUGUAGGGCUGCUUGGCACUCUGCUUGCUUCUGGUCCGUUUUGAAUGCAGAGCUGGUUAACAGGCUGUGACUGGAGCAGACAGUAAAUUAAUACAGCUCUAUUUGGGUUUGCCUUUUCCUUACUUUUUUGAACCAUGUACUUUUGAAAAUAACAAUUAUACAGCUAAUCUGUUGGCUGGUCUUGAUGCCAAGUUAAUUCACAACUUGAGGGGGGGUGUUUUGUGGAGAAGGGGACAGUUGCAGCCACAGAGAACUGGACGUUGUGUGUGCAGUCACUCGCAGGCGAGAUGUUGAAGACCUGUGCUGCUCUCAAGUUGUGCCCUCAGUUCUGUCUGGCCACUGGUAUUUGGCCCUGGCUCUUCCUCCUAGAACAAAAUAAGGAAGUGCACGCUCUCUUCUCUAGCUGUGAAAUGGAGUGUUUAUUGUCAGUUGAUUGCAUGCAGUUCACUGAGGGGAAGUUGCUUGUGUAAAGGCCAACAUUCUCAUUAGAGCUUUUAAAAAAGGCUGCGUACAAUACAAGGUAGCAUGGAAGCUCACAAGGGCAACUAAACUAACAUUUUAUUAUUUCCUCACACAGUCCUAGAUCUCAUCGUCACAGGAACUCUUGAUAUAGUAUGCAUGGUCGGUGCCAAACAUUUUCUUGUGCCACUAAUGUAAAAUUGCAGAGGGCCAUGGUCACUAUGUUCCACUGCUGCCACGCUGUAGUUAUGAUUAGGAGUAACACAAUGCCCUAGUUUUGUGAAUCAUCCGAACAGGAAGUGGGAGAGGACUCUGGUCAGUACAGGGACUUAACCAAUCUUUUGGUUUAUUUUUGUCGCUUUAGAGUGGGAACUGUUCUUUGCAGAGUAAGCAACGGUUCUCAGAAGUAAAACUUGCAUACACUGGUCUUGUUAGCUGUGAAAAAAGAACAAAUGAUUGUUCAUUAAUCAUAACCUUAUUUAUGACAUUAAUUUAUGGGAUUAUUGAAUGCAUACUCUAUCAAACACUGGUCAUUUGAAACAAGUGACUAGGCACAUUUAUUUUUCCUCCUGUGAACUCCUUAAUAAGUAUUUUAUUUCUCCUUGUUUUAUUUUACAGCAAUACACUUUUUUUCUAUCACUAUGUUAUAGUGAUUAAGUAUUUUGCCGAUGUCUAUUGUCUUUAGAGCGGGUGUUCUUUUUCUUUUCUUCGAUUUAACCAUGACUGCCAGGUUUUCUUGAUGUUUUGUUUUGCUUUUUGUUAGGCUGGAUAGUUUAUUAACAUUGAUCCUGAAACCUUUUGUUGCCAAAAUGGAUGUACAGCCGGGGUAUAAAAUUCAAAAUGGACACAUUCCCCCAUGUACUGUAGAAGUUCUUUGAAGAUGAUUGAAUCCUUUUCACAUUUGUCUCAUGUUUAUAUAUUGAUAUUAUGACUAAGUAGUCACAAAUUGAAGAUACAUUAGCUCUCGUUUUCAUCUCGGAUUAGAAUCUGACUGCCACUCAUAACUCAUGCUUCCAGGUAUUGUUAUGGGAUGUUGAAAUGUUUAGAAUAUCAUUGGAUCAGACUCACUCAGUCCCCAGGCUGCUGCUGUGCAGUUUCAGACUUACGUUUAAGUAUAGUGACAACUGCAGAGAAAUUAUGGAGCGACUUGUAGAGGAAAAGUUCACUCAUUCUUUCUGUAGCACUUGCAAAAGAAACGUUAUGUUGGUCUUAAUUUGACAUAUGGAAACAUUUUGGGCUUUAAAUCCCCCAACUAAAAAUCCAAUUGCUUCAUUGCUUGAGAGCUGUUAAUUAAAUUAAAUAUUGAUUAUGUGAAUCUAAAAAAUUCUGUUGCAGUUCCCGAGGGUAUGAUGAACAUUUUGUUAACAAAGCUGCCAACCCAGUAUCAGUUUGUGUCAGUUGUCUGCCAUGUCUAUUGGACUGACACACAUUUUGGUUUUUGUAUGCUAACCUCUGUUGAUAAAAUGUUUAUAAGAUUUAUUUUCGCCAAAGAUAUGCAAUUGCAUUAUAUAUGGUAUUACAAAAAUAUUAAUAAAAACCUGUUCUUGUUA